GUACCCCGUGUGUGUAUAUAAAAACAGUGGAAGAGAACACCACACACAAUGUAGACUGUAGUGGUCAGCAGUGGGACGCCAUACUGUGCUCUGGGGACCAUGGAGCUAGAGGGGGAUUCUCUUUCCCCCAGGGAUUCCUUCACCUCAGUGAGCAGCCAUGGGCCACCACCCUCAUUCUCAGCACAGGACACCGUAACCCACAACUUCCUAAAUCACACCUUACAGGUUUCAGACGAGCUCAUCUUCAGUGGGAGCCCAUGGUCCAGUGGUGGCAAUGGGGACUUUGAGAGGACCGGAGGCCCCCUAUCCCAGGUGGAAUCAGGGAGGAGUGCACAGAGGAGCAUCAGGCCCUCAGCCUUUCCCUCCUCCCUGACCUGGGACUCUGACUCUGAGAAAGAGACACUAGACGAGGAAGAGCUACAGCACUUUUCUAACCCUCAUGGUCUGGCCGCUCACAGCCCAGGAUCCCUCUCCUCUGGACUCAGACCUGACAGUGAGGAUGACCAAGGACCUGAACAACUGCAGCACUUACCCACUGAGACAAACCUACUCAGCCCUGUGGAGGAGCGGGACCAAGACAAGCCUAACACACACAGAGAGGAGCCAAAGAAGGACCAACCCAGUUCAAAAGAAUUGGUAGAUGACAGAGUCUGGAAUAUAUCGGAGAAAGCUGAACUGUUUCAGUCCAAAGUGACAUCAAAGGAGGGGUGCAAAAUUGAGGAGGAGGGAGAGGAAGAGGACCUGACAGGGAAGGACAAGGGGCCUGAGCGGGAUGUGUACACCUUUCCUGGGGACUCAGACACAGAGAGCCCCCCACCAGCACCCUGGGCACACUGCACCUUCAUCCAGCGUCGGAAGAAGAAGAGGGCCCUGCUCAGGCCCUUCUCUGGCCAGGGCUCCUGGGAACGCACAUCAACAGGAGCUGGUAAGAAGGCAAGGAGUGCUUCCUCAAGAGCAAAGAGCUUGGGGCCAGUGAAUGUGAGUGGAGGGGCCUAUGACUUUAAGGAGGACUUGGAAAAGGCAACAGAGGAUCUGGAGAAGGUAGAAGAGGAAAAAGGUGGUGAAGAAGGAGGAGGAGACGGAGAGCUUGGUAAAGAGAUUUUCACCUGUGUGGAAUGUAGCAUUUAUUUCAAGAAGCAGGUCUACCUGCAGGAUCACAUGCAAGAGCACAGUCAGAGCAGGCCGGGGGCUGGCAGGAGGGAGCGCGGAGUGAAGGGCGCGCGAUUUCGGUGCGUGGAGUGUGGAUGGAACCUGUCAAACAGGCUGGCUCUGGCGGACCACAACAGACGACACCAGGAGUCUCGUCAGAAGAUCCUGGAGGAGAUUGGGAAGCUGAGUGACAGUGGGAAAGGAGAGACUACGCAAGGUGAACCGAGCAAGGUGACCAAACCUGCAAGCCCAGUCCUAGAACCAUUUGUAGCUCUAGUCACGACUCCAGCUCCAUUCACAGAGCCAGAUCCAGUUCCAGUCCGGGCCCCAGUCAAAGCUCGAGUCAAAACCCCAGUCAAAGCAAAGGUCAAAGGCCCAGCCAAUCGUCGUUUUCUCUGCCUCAAGUGUGACUUCAGUACACGCACCUCACAGGCAUUGGCUAAUCAUGCCAAGACCCACAACAGAAAACCUACUGGUCUGCAGCGAGCCUCUCCGCGCUUUCAGCCAAAGCUCACUCCUAUGGAGCCGUCUGUGUCACCUGGAUCUGGAUCUGCCUCUGGCCUGACCUCCAUCUCUCUCACUUGUGAUCAGUGUGCCUUCCAGGCCUCCAGUCAAACUGCUCUGAAGGAGCACCAACACGUGGCUCACCCCGCGCAGACCUCCAUCUGUGGGGAAGGGCCUGAAGAGAUGAACCGUCCAGGGUCCAGAAUUGAUGCUUCCUCUCCACCAUGUUCUGAUACGCUUUCUAAGCCUGUCUCUCCACCAGAGGGCCAAAGCCAGUCAAAGGCCAGUAAGUCUUCUUCCUCUAGUUGGAUCUCUGCUAUGGAGGACAGUGACACACAGCCCCAACCAUCAAACACUGCUACAGCUCCCCAGCGUAGAGAGAUAGCCUUUAAGACCAUCGGGAACAAGAGGGCAAAUAGGAGAGGGAAGGCUGGGACAGAACUCCUCUGGCCAAAUCCCAGACUGGACAGCGGGCCACCUGAGACCGAUGAUGCACAAAGCCAGGGCCAGAGCCCUGACCUGGCAACCGAUAUGAACCAAAAAGAGACUGAAUCACUUGUUGGAUCCAAACCGCUCACCAGGGCUCGAUCCCUCCGAGAUGACUCCUCUCUAAAACAACAGAGCCUCACAGCCUCAUGCUCUACAGAAGGGAAGCCCGUGAAGGAAGAGGAAGAGGACGGGGAGACAAAGGUUGCUUUUGAAAAGAAGAGUAACAAGGUUUUUGCUGCUGAAAAUGACGAUGAUGAUGACAACGAUGAUCAUGAUGAAGAAGAAGAAGAGGAAGAGGAGAAUAUCCGGCGUUUCCUAGCGGAGGGCAUAUCAGAUGAGGAUUAUGAGGAGAUUGAUGAGAAGACGGGGACCCUGAAGAGCGUGGAGAGGAAAUGCCCCUACUGCCCUGAUCGCUUCCACAACGGCAUCGGGCUGGCCAAUCACGUGAGGGGCCACCUCAACCGAGUGGGCGUCAGCUACAAUGUGCGCCACUUCAUAUCCCCUGAGGAGGUCAAUGCCAUUGAGAAGAAGUUCUCCUACCAGAAGAAGAAGAAAAAGGUUGCCAACUUUGACCCGGAUACGUUCAGUGUGAUGCGCUGUGAGUUCUGCAAUGCUGGCUUUGACACCCGGGCUGGUCUGUCCAGCCACGCCAGGGCGCACCUGCGGGACUUUGGGAUAACUAACUGGGAGGUGACUGUCUCGCCCAUCCAUAUCCUCCGGGAGCUCUUCUCCAGCCGCCCAGACCUGGUCCUCCCCACAGCCCCCCCACGCAGCCCAGCCUCAGACGAGGAGGAGGAGGAAGACCUGGAGACGGAGGAGGAAGAACCAGGGGGAGGGGAGGGGAGUGAAGAGGCAACAGGUGCUACAGUCUCCAACCUACUGCCAUCGUCGCCUUCUCAGCCUUGGGAGAAAGACCACAGCGUUGGUGAGCCUGAAGGCGGGGAGGAGGAAGAGCAGAUGCCAGCACUGGACAGCUUGACCUCCAGCCCAGGGAGGAAGGGUCUGUUUUCCCUGGACCCAGAGAGCCCCUCCCCGAGGGAUGAAGCUGACAUCAAAGUGUCCAACCUGUUAAAGUGUGAGGUGUGCAGUGCCCCCUUCGAGACGAGGCGGGGCCUAUCUAGUCACGCUCGUUCCCACCUGCGCCAGCUGGGCAUCGGCAUGUCGGAGAGUAGCGGGGCACCCAUCGACCUCCUCUAUCAGAUCACCAAGGAGCGUGGUCUGGAUGGGCACUUCCCCCCUCCCCUCCCCCUGCCCCCUGUCGCCAAGAAGCCCCUUCACGUCCUGCCAACCCCACGGAAAGAGGAGAGAUAUCAAGACACCGACAUGGACGAGAAACCCAUCCCUCUCUCCAUCCCCUCCCCUGUGGCCUCCCCUCCCCCCUCCUCCCUCAUCAGGGCCUGCUCCCCUUCUCCUGUGGUGAGGAAGGCCCCCAUCUCUUCUCUGCUGCCUGUGUCCUCCCCCCUGCGCUGUCUGGACCAUAAGCCUGGAGGGGUGAAGAGCACCACCUCUAACCUCUCUGCCAAACCCUUCUGGGCUCCACAAGAGACUGAUGCCCCACUCAACCUCACAUUGGAGGUAGACCCCAACAAGGACAUAGUGUGCCAGCUGUGUGGCGCCUGGUUCGAGACGCGGAAGGGCCUGUCCAGCCAUGCCCGAGCCCACCUGCGUCACUUUGGGGUGGAGUACUCGGAGUCCAAAGGUUCCCCCAUAGACCUCCUCAACCAGCUCAUUCACACUGAUGACUUCAAGCACAGAGCCAGCACCCUGCAGCCUGAGGGGCCCCAGGGGCUCAGGGGCCUCACAGCCAGACUCUCCUCCCCCAAACGCUCCCUCCUCACCACCUCCUCCACAGCUCUCCUCUACAAGGUCACUACGAUGGGGGGCGGAUCUGGGUCCAAAGCUACCUCUUCCUCAGCUUCCUCAAUGUUUGGCCCGCCCUCCAAACGUCCCAAGUCCUCCAAAUUACAGGUCUUCCGUUUGAGUGGCGGGGAACUCACACCCAUCCCCCACAGUGAACCAGUGAAGGAGAUCGGCUGUGAGUUCUGUGGGGAAUACUUUGAAAACCGUAAAGGCCUCUCCAGUCACGCGCGUUCCCACCUGCGCCAGAUGGGCAUCACAGAGUGGACAGUCAACGGUUCCCCCAUAGACACCCUGCGAGAGCUGAUCACACGUCGAGGUCUACCAUGCGCCCUGCCCCUUAAGCCCCUAAAAUCUCCCCCUCCUUCCCCCGGACACCCUCGCUCCCCCUUGUCCUCCCCUGCCUCGCCCAGCCUACUGAGUCGCCUCCCUUUUGCCUUCGCCCACCCACCCAGCCACCAGUCCACAGUGCGUAAGAUGGGCUCAGCUCCACCGGCCUCCCCUAGCCUGAUAGUCAAGCUGAAGCCUGAGCCUAUGCAGCUGGAAGUCACCAUGCCAGGAGCGGUGGGGGGAGCAGCGGGAUACUCCUCUGAGCCACUGAAUUGCAGCUGGAGCAGCUCCGACAAUAUGCUCCCUCUUAACUUGGUCACAGCCCAUGAAGUAGAGCCCACUCGGGACAUCCGCUGUGAGUUCUGUGGGGAGUACUUUGAGAACCGUAAAGGUCUCUCUAGUCACGCCCGUUCCCACCUGCGCCAGAUGGGCAUCACAGAGUGGACAGUCAACGGCUCCCCCAUAGACACCCUGAGAGAACUCAUGCACAAGAAUGGGGGCACCUCGUCCCCAGCCCCAGGGCUGAAGAAGGAGACCAGCCAGGGGUCCAGCCCCACCUGGGAAGGCCUGGUGGGGGGCCUGGGUUACCAGUCGCCCAAGUUCUCCCGCAAAUCCCCCCUCAACCUGCUGCACUCUGGCUCCCGGCUUCAUAAGCACGGCCUGGGGGCGGUGGGCCUCUCCUCCACCCCUCCCGACGGGAAGUUUUUUGCGGUGUCCCUGCUGGGUAAGAGACCCAUGACGGAGGAGGGCCGUCCAGUUGAGAGGUCACCAUCCCACCCCCAGUCCUUUUCGCCCCUGCCACAUGACCUCUCCAUCAAAGGGAAGUCCUCUCCAGACAAGAAUGCGGGAGGGCACCUGGAUGCCAGCUGUGAGCUGUGUGGGUUCUACUUUGAGAACCGCAAGGCGCUGGCUAGCCACGCGCGGGCCCACCUGCGGCAGUUUGGCGUGACAGAGUGGUGUGUGAACGGUUCGCCCAUCGAGACGCUGAGUGCCUGGAUGCGCAGCCGGCCCCACAAGGUGGUGGAGAUGCACCGCAGCUACAUGCAGGGCUCCAGCCGCUCCACCUCCAAGAAGAAAAGCAGCUUGUCUCUCUCCCCAUCAUCCGACUCUGACCUCCUCCCCCCCAUGCCCUCCCAGAAGCAUUCCUCCUCCUCCCAGUGGGCGGCUUUGGGGCUGGCCCAGGCCAGACGGGUAGGCCGGGAGCUCACCCUGGCAUCACCCCGGGCAGCAGAGGGUGAUGCAGGUCUCACUCCCCCCUCCCGACCCAGCCACAGCAGUCACAGUCCCAGCCCCGCCCGACUCUCCAACACCCUCCCUCCCCACACACAGGUGGCCCGCAGCGAGCUCAACGUGCGCCUGCCCAGAGGCUUUGAGCGGCGACCUCUUAAACACCCCUCCCACUCAGAGGGAGGAGAGAGGGACAGUGGCACCCCCAAGCCCCCUCGCACCGGCACCAUUCCUGCCCUGGUGCCCAAACCCCCUUCCUCCCCCCUGGUCAAAGUGGUGGGAAAGAUCUACUCCCUCAGGUGCCGGUUCUGUGAGGUGGAGUUCCAGGGUCCUCUCUCUGUGCAGGAGGACUGGAUCCGCCACCUCCAGCAGCACAUCCUCAACCUCAACUACAACAAGCCUGCUCCCUCUGCCACGGACCCCCCAGCCCAAGACCACAACCCAACCUCAACUUCAGUCCCAGCCACUACCUCCAGCUUCACCACAACUCCUGCACCCACCUCAACCCCACCCUCCAUCCACACCCACACCACAGCUCCUACUGUUCUCCCUCCUUGCAGCCCCUCUCCUCCCCCAAUGGCUGAGUCUGCUCCAAUUGUCACUGCCACUCCAAUGGCAACAGCCUCAGCAGAGUCCACCCUCACCCCAAUCCUGAUCCCCAUCCCCACCCCGUCAUUGUAACCCCCAGGUCCAUAACAAUCCACACAUCCUUCUAACCAUUUUGUUCUGCCACGUCUUUGCCAUGCCUUUUUUCCAUCCACUUGUUCCUUCGGCCUCAACACAGGGAACCUGUUGUUGAAGUGUUUUGAAGAGAAGCUUUCCCCCAAAGAGCUCUCUCAUUCCCCAGCCUCUCCUAGGAAGCUCUGCAGAUGGUUACAAAGCCCCAUUGCCAUGGGAACCCAAGCUCUCCUGACCAGAGUGGGUGAUUGCAACUGUCUAGGGCUUCGGGGUCUGCUGUUUCUUCUUUGUUUGGACUUGUUUGAGCUGAAUGUUCAGUUUGUAACGUGGACAGUUACACUUCCUGCCGCUCAGUGGUUAACCCGAGAGGUUAGCUUAAACCAUAUUGAACUUUGACUUAUCUCCCUGCUCUAAACAGUGCUUUAUAUAGACCUGAGAGGCUCCGCCCAUUUAUAUUUGAAGCACUUAAUUAAGAGGAGCACAGUCAUGGCUCCUGCUUUACUCCCCUCAACAACAUUUUAAAAGGAGUUUAAAUAAUGUUUUUGUAUUCAUGCUUAGUCUAUGGUACAGACUUAAAAAGCCCAUUUACACAUUAUUUUGAUAAGGCCAUUUUAACGUAGACAAUGUCACAGAGCACUUAAAUAAAUGCCCCAUUGAUUAGGGCAGUGAUGAUGAGGAAAAGGCCCCUUUGAGAGAAAAGGAAGGACCCUGUAGAGGAUGCAGCACCUUGAAGGGACGUCCCAUUCACCUUAGUGUUAGGCUGACAGGUGCAGUCACACAGUAACUCUUAAUGUUUUCUGAAUGUAGUUAAAGGGAUAGUUCACCCAAAUUACAUAUUGGUUUCCUUACCCUGCAAGCAGUCUAUGGACAAGGUAUCACAGCAAUCCAUGCUGUGGUUUAGUUUCAUUGGCACCGUUUCCAAAUGUUGUGGCACAAAUCCCAUUUAAGUCAUGGGUACAAGAUAUUAGCAUUUUUCAAACAUCAUGCCCAAAUCAUUCGAAAGUGUCUAAAAUUGAUUGUAAAGCACAACAAAGUCACUUAUAGAUUAAUACUGAUAUCAGUCCCAUGGGAUUUGUGCCACAAAUGCUAAAACAUUAGCAUUUGAAAACAGUGCCAGGGAAACUUAACAAUA
Molecule: messenger RNA, 7366 nt
Organism: Salvelinus namaycush (lake trout)
Lineage: Eukaryota; Metazoa; Chordata; Actinopteri; Salmoniformes; Salmonidae
Product: protein Wiz-like
Exons: 16
Coding region: 100-6237 (2045 amino acids)
Biological process (GO): regulation of transcription by RNA polymerase II
Cellular component (GO): nucleus
Molecular function (GO): RNA polymerase II cis-regulatory region sequence-specific DNA binding; DNA-binding transcription factor activity, RNA polymerase II-specific
Source: RefSeq, a predicted model, not a curated record